AUGCGGCGCGGCCCGGCCGCGGCGCGGGGCGGCGGCGGGGAGCGGCGGGGGCAGCUGGCGGUGGUGGAUUUCGCGAGCGACGACGAGGAGGGGGCGCCGGGCGGGGGCGGCGGCGGCGGCGGCGACGGCGGGGCGGCUGAGAGGUCGGCGCUGCUAGCCAAGCUGGCGGCUUUUGACGACGAUGAUGAUGACGAGGAUAGUGACAACGGGCUGGCAAACGGCCGGCCAGCAGCGCCCGUUGCGGUAAAAGGCAAGGCGCAGCGGCAGCAGGCGGCUGCGGCUGCGGCAGCGGAGGGCGCCGCAGCGCCGUCGCGGGCAGCUGGGGCGCGGACGGACGCGGCGCAUUCAGCAGAGGCGCGGCGGUCGCAGCAGCAGCAGCAGCAGCAGCAGCAGCAGCGGUCCGCAGCUGUCCAAGCUGAUGCCGAUGACAUCAGCAUUUCCGCCGGCGAGGAGGGCGGCCAGGAUGAGGGGAGCGAGGGGGAUGUCAGCAUGGAGGCCGCGUCUUCAGAGGGCGAGGAGGCGGCUGGGGCCAGCAGCGGCAGGGUGGCCGACCCGCAGGAGGGAAGCGAGGAGGAUGAGUUUGAGGAUGGUGAGGAGGAGGAGGAGGAGGAGGAGGAGGAGGAGGAGGAGGGCGAGCGCGGCGGCGGCAGCGACGACGAGGGCGACGACGGCGCGCUCGCGGGCUUGCUGGGGCUGACGGCGCCGGGGACGCGGGGGCAGCGGGCGCGGGGGGGCGAGCGGGGCGGCCGCGGCGGCAGUGAGGAUUCUGAAGAGGAGCAGGAGGAGGAGGAGGAGGGGGAGGAGGAUGAGGAGGAUGAGGAGGAGGAUGAGGAUGAGGAGGAGGAGGAGGAGGACGGCGGAUUGGACAGUGAAAGCGCAGGUGAUGUUGAUUCGGCCGAGGCCGAUGCUGCCGCAGGGGAUGGCAGCGACGACGCCGCAGCGGUGGCGGCGACUGGCGAGGAGGAAGGGGAUGACGAGGACCGGGGGCAGGAGCAGCAGCAGAAGUUGAAACAGCAGCAGCAGUGGCAGCAGCAGCAGCAGCAGGAGCAGCAGGAGCAGCAGCAGCAGCAGCAGCAGCAGCAGCAGCAGCAGCAAGCCCGGCCGCAGCGGCAGCAGGUGCAGCUCUCGCCGCCACCCCAGCAGACCCAGCGGCAGCGGCCGCCACAACUGGCCAGCAUGGCAACGCCUGCUCCCCGUGCGGCGGCGCCGGCGCCCGCGCCUGCCACAGCUGGGGCUGAAAACGCGGCGCUAGCAGCGCACGGCGACGACCCUCUGGCGCGGUUUGGCAGCGACAGCGAGGAGGUUUUGAGGGAUGUGGACUCCGAGGAAAAUACGGCGGCAGCUGCCGCCCAGCUGCCGGGCAAGGGCCCUGGUGCUGCGGGGCGGCGCGCAGGGGACGUCUUGCUGUGCCCGCUGGUGCCGACGCCGCGCCGCGCCGCGGGCGGCGCGGGCGCAGCGCGCGGCGCGCGCCCGGGCCUGCAGCAGCAGAAGCAGCCGGCGCAGCAGCAGCAACGGCAGCGGCAGCAGCAGCAGCAGCCGGGCUCUCUGGGGCGGGAGGUGUCGGGGCAGCAGACGGGGGAAGCCCUUCCCAAGCAGCAGCAGGCGAGGGAUGAGGAGGAGGCGGUGGGUGCCGGCUCUGAGGGAAGCAGCGGCUCUGACAGUGACGCCUCGAAAGGGCGCGUGACCGCGGCGACCCCCAACGGCAGGGAGGCUGUCAGAGGCGGCGGCGGUGGCGGCGCGGAGGGCCCGUCGCCCGGCGGCAGCGGUCGCAGCGGCGGCGGCGGCGGCGGCGGCAAGGAGCGGGCCAAGCCUGCGCCGGCCGCGGCGCAGCCCUCGCAGGCGGCGCAGCCGGCUCGAGAUCGGCGCAAGGCGGCCUCGCGCCAGGGGCCGGCCGCCCAGCAGGGGGCAACGCCCACAGCGACAGCUGUGGCUAAGCGGCGGGUGUCCACGCCCAGGGCGGCCGCUGGCGUCGGCGCCGCGCCGCCUGCCUUGCAGCUGGCCGCCUCCUUCAUGCGGCAGGGCAGCGAUGCGGAGGUGCGGGCGGAGUGGGCGGCGCGGCGCGAGGCGCUGGCUGCGCAGUUCAAGACGGGCAAGAAGCGGGCGGCGGCCGCGCAGCAGGGGGGGAAGUCGCCAGGGGGGAAGCUGCAGCGGCGGCGGUGA
This is a messenger RNA of Monoraphidium neglectum, 2160 nucleotides long. RefSeq lists its product as hypothetical. The transcript is spliced from 2 exons. NCBI's taxonomy places the organism in Eukaryota, Viridiplantae, Chlorophyta, Chlorophyceae, Sphaeropleales, Selenastraceae. The record is from RefSeq and is a predicted model, not a curated record. Bases 1 to 2160 code for a protein of 719 amino acids.